This is a messenger RNA of Lethenteron reissneri (Far Eastern brook lamprey), 1045 nucleotides long. RefSeq names its product ribosomal protein S3A (gene RPS3A). The record is from RefSeq and is a predicted model, not a curated record. Gene Ontology annotation, biological process: translation. Gene Ontology annotation, molecular function: structural constituent of ribosome. Lineage: Eukaryota; Metazoa; Chordata; Hyperoartia; Petromyzontiformes; Petromyzontidae. Gene Ontology annotation, cellular component: ribosome.
GUCCAGCCCAGCCCCUCCCGCCCGCCCCUACCCACAAGGCCGCGCGCGCUACCCGCGACCUCCCUUUCCGGUUUUCAAGUGCGACGCGAUGGCGGUCGGCAAGAACAAGCGUCUGACCAAGGGUGGCAAGAAGGGCGCCAAGAAGAAGAUUGUGGACCCCUUCUCCAAGAAGGACUGGUACGAUGUGAAGGCACCAGCCAUGUUCAACAUCCGCAACAUGGGCAAGACGCUCGUCACGCGCUCACAGGGCACACGUAUCGCGUCGGACGGCCUGAAGGGCCGCGUGUUUGAAGCGAGCCUGGCUGACCUGCAGAACGAUGAGGUGGCGUUCCGUAAGUUCAAGCUCAUUGUCGAAGACGUGCAGGGAAAGAGCUGCCUCACCAACUUCCAUGGCAUGGACCUCACGCGCGACAAGCUCUGCUCCAUGGUCAAAAAGUGGCAGACGAUGAUCGAGGCACACGUGGACGUGAAGACAACGGACGGGUACCUCCUGCGCCUCUUCUGCAUCGGCUUCACCAAGAAGCGCUCAAACCAGAUCCGCAAGACGGCAUACGCGCAGCGACAGCAGGUGCGCGCCAUCCGCCGCAAGAUGGUGGAGAUCAUGACACGCGAGGUGCAGAGCAACGACCUCAAGGAACUGGUCAACAAGCUGAUUCCUGACAGCAUUGGCAAGGACAUCGAGAAGGCUUGCCAGUCGACCUUUCCCCUGCACGAUGUUUACAUCUGUAAAGUGAAAACGCUCAAGAAGCCCAAACUUGACUUGGGAAAGUUGAUGGAGCUGCACGGUGAGGGUGCCGCCAGCACGGCCGCAAAGCCUGCGUCAGGCGCUGCAGGCGAUGCCGAGGGGACGGCGAGCAGCACCAAGGUGGACCGCGGGGAUGGCUACGAGCCGCCUGUGCAGGACACGGUGUGAGCGCCACCACCGCUCAAACCUCACACCCCCCCACCACAAACACCAAUGCGCACACCCUGCCAUGCAACAUCUCGCGGCUUGUGUGUGAAUACAAAUUGCGUUGUACAGCGCAAAUAAAGAUGGAAAGUUUAA